GAACCAAGCAUUCUGGCUCUGUGUCUAAAGCCCAUAUUAUCUAAUGAUUAAUGGGCCGUAAUGGGCCUUACUAAAUACAUCACGGAUUAAAACAAAACAUUCGUUACAGCAAGAACAGCAGAACACGGCGGUUCCGACCAAGAUGUCGCCGCAGCCACCGCAACAAAUUGGCUUGCCAUGGCCCGAGCUCAACGAUGGUUUAACAUACAAAGAUGUCGUCUCAUCUUCUGACUCAGAGUUAACGACGGUGUCAGAUUUCUACUACACCAAGUACAAGAGCUCAGCUCCAUUGCUUGGGUGGAUUCAACGAAUCCAAAACGGACAGGUUGCUCACUCUUUUCACCGAAAGUUCUCGCUUGAUUCUUUAGAAUUUUGCAAUUUCAUUUCUCAGUUCUUUUGGCAGAUACAAGUUGACGGUGAAGUUGUAAAAGAUCCCAACACACUCCUUAGGAGUGGUUCCAAGUUAGUUUACCAUAGGCUUCCUUGGAAGGAACCUGACACGCCUCACUUGCUAGAUAUUUUGUACCAAGACGAUGAUUUGAUCGCUUUAAACAAACCGUCUGGACUCCAAGUGUUGCCAGGAGGGCUUUUCCAGCAAAGGACUGUAUUGACGCAACUGCAGUGGUGUUUUGGUGAAUCACACCCUGUCCCUGUACAUCGACUAGGGAGAGGAACAUCAGGUAUACUUCUCUGUGCAAAGACAAAGCUUGCUAAAACUAAACUUUCAGCUUAUUUUGCUGAGGGGACGUCUCUUGUUGGGUCUGGCAACAUGGGUCAAGAGUGUGGAACCGUAAGAAAAAUAUCAAAGAUAUAUCGAGCACUAGCGAGUGGUAUAGUUGAAGAAGACGAGGUAGUUAUCAAACAGCCUAUUGGGGUGGUUCGAUAUCCUGGCGUAGCAAAAGGAUUAUACGUUGCUUCUUCUGAAGGCAAACCUUCUUUCAGCAAAGUAAUCGUUUUGGAAAGGGACAGGCAGAGAGAUUGCACGCUGGUUAAGGUAGAGAUACAAUCUGGAAGACCACAUCAAAUUCGGAUUCAUCUUGCAUUCAUUGGACAUCCCUUAGUAGGGGACCCACUUUAUGUUGCGGGAGGACAACCAAAGGGUGUUGAUCCAGAUCUUGUAGAUGCUGCUUCUACUCCUUCUUUUGCUGAAGAUGGGGGCUACCGAAGACCUAAUCAAGCUGUUCCUGGGGAUUGUGGAUAUCAUCUUCAUGCACAUGAAGUAGAGAUACCAAACCUGUUGAACACUCGUAAGUUGUCCAACUAUCUAAAUCAGCUGAUAAAUCAUGUCUGCAGGUUUUAAAGGUAGUGGCGCCAUUACCACCAAUCCUCCAAACAAGUUACUUGGUUGAAGAAAAAGGCCUUCCCUCAUGCAAGUUAAGUUGAGUUAGUCUUCCACCAGACAACAUUAGAUGUUAUUCUUCUUCAAGAGUUAUCUCUCUUUCCAUGUUAUUGUCAGCAACAAUACAAAUACAAACAUCAUCUAUGGAUUUUGUGGAGGCACCUAACUUAAGUUGAACCAAAAGAAGGAAAACAAAAUGCCUA
Molecule: messenger RNA, 1542 nt
Organism: Brassica napus (rape)
Lineage: Eukaryota; Viridiplantae; Streptophyta; Magnoliopsida; Brassicales; Brassicaceae
Product: RNA pseudouridine synthase 5
Exons: 13
Coding region: 143-1300 (385 amino acids)
Biological process (GO): pseudouridine synthesis
Molecular function (GO): RNA binding; pseudouridine synthase activity
Source: RefSeq, a predicted model, not a curated record